CAUCCCUAGUAGUUGUCACUAAGUUUUGAAAUAUUAUGUGAUGAUUAUAAAUACUUAUUAAAUUUUUUAAUUGAUUAAUAAAAAUAAAAUCGUUAUUAUGGCUUGUAAUUCCUGCUCGAAGACAUUUUCCCUUUUUCGUCCUGAGAGAGGAUGUCCCAGCUGUGGGUUUAGUUACUGCUCGAAAUGUCUAAAAAAUAAGGUAUUUUCGCAAAAACUCAAUUCCGAAGUAAUGGUAUGUUCUAAAUGCAAGCAAUCAACAAAUUCUAGUGAAUCUAAAAAAAUAGAACCACCAGAUGCAUACUAUAAAAGAAUUGGUGGCAGAGAGAGUGCUUCAGGGCACAUAGAUUCAACAAGUGAAGAUUCAGUGGAAAAAGAAAUAUCCGAAAGACUUAACAAAUUAAAACAGGACAAAUUGGACAGUAAAGCAAGCCCCAGUAAUGAUGAAGUUGCUGAAAGAUUACAAAAACUUAAAGGUGAUGUGCCGUCUACUUCUGACGCAGAACUGACAGCAAGAUUAGCAAAUAUUAAAGGAGUACCUAUAAGUGCACUUCAGAGUAAGCAAGUGUUGCCAACCAUAUCUACAGUAAAAACUGAACAAGAACAAGUAGAAGACCUAAUGAGGCAGUAUAUGGAACAAGGAAAUAUUGAUAAGAAGUAUGGUGACGAGUUUGAUGGGCUGGUCAGUGACAUAGAAGCUAGACUACAGAAGCUGAAAGGUUCUCAAAGUUCAGGGCCAGAUCAAGUUGUGUCUCAAGAUAAGAAUGAUAAUUCUGAAGAUGAAGAGGAAACUAUCAAGAAGAUAAUUGAGAAGAUGGCAGCUGAAGCAAAAUUAGAAAAUAUAGACAGUGACCAUGUAAUGGAUGAGUUACCAUUUUGUGAGAUAUGUAAUGAGGAUGCUAAAAUGAGAUGUCUUGGUUGUAAAUAUCUCUUCUGCAAACAGUGCUUCAAGGAGCAUGAAGAUAGUGAUGAUGGCUGUGACAAAUUUGAACCAUACACUCCUCCAAAGAAUGUAAUGUAAAAUGUAUUAUUUAUUGCAUUGCAAGAAAUCAAUUAUAAUAAAUUAUUUAAUUUUAAAUGGAAUAUUGAACAUUUUAUACUUAAAAUAAAAAUAUAAUGAAUGUUAAUUUUA
Maniola jurtina (meadow brown) is the source of this 1129-nucleotide messenger RNA. Its product is annotated as abscission/NoCut checkpoint regulator. The record is from RefSeq and is a predicted model, not a curated record. Gene Ontology annotation, cellular component: cleavage furrow; midbody; centrosome. Gene Ontology annotation, biological process: mitotic cytokinesis checkpoint signaling; abscission. The transcript has 6 exons. Gene Ontology annotation, molecular function: metal ion binding; phosphatidylinositol-3-phosphate binding. Bases 98 to 1018 code for a protein of 306 amino acids. NCBI's taxonomy places the organism in Eukaryota, Metazoa, Arthropoda, Insecta, Lepidoptera, Nymphalidae.